UUAAUUACCUACCUAUUUAGCUUUUCAAUUUUGAAAUAGUUGUGUUAAGUCAUAAACAGAUACAGUUCAAUUUCGUCCUGCACUGCAACUCAACGGCCCAACAGUAUUCUGUAACGGAGUGCGGACUUUGCGAGCAUGACAAACAUGUUACGUAGUUGGGCCAGCAAUCUCAGGUCUGCUAUAAUAUUGCCUGACAUAUCAAUAGCACGAUUUGAAAGUAAACCAAACACAUGCUGAUGGCGUAGAAAAACGAUCCGAGGUAUCCAUCACAAAUGUUAUUAAACAAGCUAAUGGAAGGAGAACCGAUAACUACGAACAACUUGAUUUCAUCCAUAAAGAGUUUCAACAGUGACGGGAAGGAACACGGUACUUCUAUAAAGGCGCUGUUGAAAAACUUUAUCUUGCCAGAGGACGAAAAAAUGGCAAUAAAAGAAAACAAAACUGACAGCAAUAAUUAUGUAUACACAAUACCCGUAAAACCUCCUACACCAACUCAAAAUGAUAGGAUGAAAUCAAUAAAUGAAGCGAAACUAGCAUUUCUGAACUCCACUGUCAGUUCUGUUAUGACCUCUCCAAAACAAAACGUAAAAGAACAAGAAUCCCAAAUACACUACGCUCAAAUAGCAAUUACUACAGAGAGUGAAGAUACGAGAAGUACAGGUGGAGGGAAAAAUGUGAAACCACCAGUCACUCCCACAAAACAUAAAAUAUCCGUGAGCAAUCUCGUAGAUAAUAAGAAGAAAAUUGAACAACCGCAACAUAGAAAAGUAAGCUUUAAAAUAAAAAAUGCGUCAACUUCAUACAGACGACCUCCGCUAGCGACCAAAACUAUGACAAUAACAAGCAGCAAAGUGUCAGAAUUAACGAAAAAGUUCAACAAUCUUGUCACUGAAUCUCAUAACGGAUCAAUAAAACAAUCUAAACUUGCAAAAACUAUUGAGGAUUUACAAACAGCGACGCGAUGUUCCGCAAGCAAUAGUUCUACUCCUUCAUCAACUCUUAGUUCAAGCCCUAAUAUCAAAAUAGUUCUUCGUCAUAAACGAAAUUCCAAAAAACGAAACCAUAGAAAACGAUGUUCAAGUAUGGAUUCCAUAGACAAAUUAAUUAUAACAGAUAAUACUUCAGCAAAAAUUCGUGUCAUCCGCUCUAAAUCAGAUGGUACGAAAAUCCCAAAAUCUCCAAAGAAGCGUUUAAAAUAUCAAGAUUCUAGUGAACACCAAAGUGGGUCGGACUCAGUGGACGGUACCCCUGUCAAAUCAAUGGAGGCUGAGAAACCCGAGGAAAAAGCAAAGGCACAGAAUGUUGUAAAGAACGUUAUUAAAAAGUUUGAAUGUGAAAUAGCUCAAUCAACUUCAAAUAAUACAAUAAAAAGACAAGUAGAGAAAAUUAAUAAAAGUACAACACCUGUAAAAGAAAAACCUAAAGUACCUGAAAAGAAAUCAUCAUUAGUUUUAACCAAAAAUAUUGUAGUGAAGGAUGGCGUUCCGAAAAUUAAAACUAUCAGACCGCCUCCUCCCGUAGAAGCACUGCCAAAACCAGAUAAAAUUACUAUCAUCGAGCCUAAAAGAAAAGAACCUCUGUAUGAUAAGAAAAAAUAUAAAACAAACUACAUUCAUUCGGAAAAACUGCCUUUAAAGGUAGUCGAAAUAAUUCAAGAAGAUGCAAAUGAAGUAACGGUAAUGCCAGUCAUAACAGAACCGGUACAACCACCCGCGGACAUAACAAUAUCUCAAGGAGAAGAAAAGACAUAUCAAGACAUUAGUUCUAAUAUUACUCCUAAUGACUCAUUUCUAUGGCGAAGAAAGAGUAGCACUCAGAUAUACUCAGACAGUGAGAAAUCUAUUUCGGACAGUCCGUAUAGUUUUAUUAGUGUCACUAUGAAUGAAGUAACAAUAACUUGCACGGGAAACUCUACAGAAGUAACUGGCUUAGAAGAAUCUCAAACUCCUGAAAAGAUAGAAUCUCAAGCUAAUCAAAGUAAAGGCGAUACUGACUCUGAUUUUGAAAGUAAUCUAGUCGAGGCUUACAAUAAAGAGGUUUUAGCUGGUUACACGUCUAAACCCAAAAAGGAGCCAGUUAUUGAAGAUGACUACGAGCCCUUAGAACCAAGAGAUGUCGAUAACGUUGUGAUAAUACCCAUCAAGCCGAUUGAUAGGUCAUCUAAAAUAAAUUGCCCGUUACCAGAAAUUCCCAAGGAAAACCCUACGCAGACUCCAGAGUCCCCAGUCACUGACCCUAAAGACAAUAUUUACCAGUGUCUGAUGGAAACAAGAUCACAUCCCGAAGGUGACGAAAGCAGUUUGCAUAAUUACGAACUAUGCGAUGAACAGUUAGAGGAGAGAACCCGUGGAGAUGGCGACAGUGACGAUGGUUAUGAGUACUGCAAGUCUCCCAUUAAACCCUACUGCUUAACAUCGAGCUCGGGCAUUCAAAUCGCCGAAGACUAUCGACCGUACUCUGAUAACAAUCACAAGAAUUACGCGAUCUCAAAAUCGGUCAGUGGAACCUCCACUGUGAGUUACGAAAAGAUUGGUUCCGAAAGGAUCUACGAGAAGAUUCCACUGCGACCUCCUAAAUCCAAAGACAGUAGUCCCAACUACAGUGACAGGCAUUCCUUCGUAUCGUCCGAUUAUACAGGAUACAAUGAUACGGAGAAUAUUUAUGAUACAAUCAAACACAGCGAUGGAGCAUCAUUGUCGCAUUGCUAUGAAAGCAUACCUAACAGCCCAAGUAUGGUGAAGCUGAGGAAUAAUCUGAAGAAACAGUUGGCCUCUGCUGUCCAGAAGCGCCUGUCGUUUGACACUGUGUCAAAUAUAAGCCAAUCGACGAUGUCGAGCGAGCAAAAGACUAAUAGCAUUUACGGGCAGCGAUCAGUGCUGAGUUAUAAUGGGCAGGAGAUAGCGUUUCAAGUGCCCAGCAGUGAGACGAGCGUCAGCGAUAGAAGCGACAGAAGUGACGACUGGGUCGACGUUUCUGACGAGGAAAAGACUGAAGAACAGAAGAUUAUCAUUGUCCGUGAAAGAAGUAGGGGAAAGAAAAGUCCGGUCAGCUGGUCGCAGAAAGUGAGGCAUCAAUGGCACAAAUCUCCAAAGCAAAAACCAGAGGACAAAGGUUAGUGGCUAGUUAAUUAUUUGUUU
Ostrinia furnacalis (Asian corn borer) is the source of this 3137-nucleotide messenger RNA. RefSeq lists its product as uncharacterized. The record is from RefSeq and is a predicted model, not a curated record. Lineage: Eukaryota; Metazoa; Arthropoda; Insecta; Lepidoptera; Crambidae. The coding region runs from base 273 to 3116 and encodes 947 amino acids. The transcript is spliced from 6 exons.